CCAGCUCUCAUCAUGAUCCAUGGUGGUGAUGGUGGCCCGCAUUGUAAUCUUGCCUCUGCGAAUUGACCCAGUGAUUCUCGCUGCGAAAGUUGGAUCGGCGAGGACUUGACGUUUUGUGCCUACAUUGUAACAUUGCAGAAGAUUUUAGAGGGACCUGCCAGAAAGGGCGUUGCAAAUUCCAUCGCGGUGGUCUUCAGUUCUGGGCUGCUAAGCGUGCUCACUGCAUUCAAGUCCCCCAAUACAAGAGAAUUGUCUCAAAGUUGCUCAAGAAGGACACUAGCCGCAAUGAAUGACGGCAUGGUGGCACAUUCUUGCCACCACUGUGGACAUUUUGAGAAUUUUGUGACACGGGAUCUACAAGCAAACAUCAGCUCCAGUGCUCACCAAAAUCAAUCUCUUUGCACCAUUUUGACCUCCCAGAGAAAGAGGAAGCUCAAAGGCUCAAGGGAGCCUGAUUCAGCAUUGUAUCAUGUUAAGAAUCAUAACAAUAUAGCCAGCACUAGGACCGACCAUGCACAUCUUUGUUUGAGAACUAGGAGGCAUGCCAGAUGGGGUCCUCCUGAAAACCAUUCAGAAAAGUUUUGCUGUGCAAGUUCCCUGAAACCUUCAGUUGAUGAUCACAACGCUCCUGUGAAACGUCAGCCAGCAACCAACAAGAUCUGGAGCGUCGUGAUUCCCACUUACAACCGUCUGCCCAUCCUGCGCAAGUGCCUCGGAGCCCUUGAGUCACAGGUUAACGUUCUGGAGAAUGGCAUAACUGAUUAUGAGAUUGUGGUUGUCGACGAUGGCUCGACUGACGGAACUCUAGAGACUCUUGCCACCGAAGCUCAUAUCAGGUACCCUCAUCUGAAACUUCUAGAACAAGCUCAUGCUGGAGCCACGGCAGCCAGAAAUCUGGGAGUCCGGGAAGCAAGAGGGGAUACCAUCGUCUUCAUAGAUUCCGAUAUGGUUGUUGCGCCAACCUUCCUGGCAUCCCAUGCGAGGGCCUUACAGCAGGCCUAUGUAGCUGAUGGAGAUGACAGGGCCUUCACAUACGGCAGAGUGGUGAACACCAGCAACUUUGAGGAUCCAUCAUCGGAAACUUUCAAAGUGACGGAUUACUCUGCAGCCUUCUUUGCUACCGGAAACGUGGCAAUCUCGAAGCGAAGGUUGCAGAAAGCGGCCGAGCUGCUGGGCGAUCAAUCAGGCCCCUUCGAUGCGGACUUUAGCCAGUAUGGAUGGGAGGACCUGGAACUCGGAGAGCGGCUGAGAAAGCAGGGCGCGAGGAUCGUACAGUGCCCAGAGGCGGUCGGCUACCACUGGCACCCGCCCUUCAGCCUGGAGCAGCUGCCCAAGCUCCUCGAUCAGGAGCGUCAGCGGGGCAUCAACGGCGUGCGCUUUUACGAGAAGCACCCCAACCUGGGCGUGCGGUUGAUGAUACAGAUGACGCCGUUCCACGAAGGGCUGUGGUUCCUGCUGACGUUCGGGGGCCUCUUGAAUGAACGGACUCUCGAGCCGCUGCUAAGGUGGCUAGUGCGGUCUGGACAGCCGGGGAUAGCGCUAGCAAUGCUGUCUCCCGUCUUGAAUUGGUACACCGUGCAAGCUGUCAAAAGUGAGCGGGAGCGGCGGAAAGGACUGAUAAUGCAGAGUUAACCUGAUUGUAUCACAUGUCAGAGGCUGGUCUCCGAGCGACCGACGACCUGCCUUCCGUUUAGCGUUUUGGGAACAAGCUUUAUUUUUGGUUCUGUCCAAGCAGGUUGUGGGAAGAGAAUAUUGACAAGUCAAUAUUUGGAUGGUGUUGUGUCCGAAUGCGUUGGUCAGGGCCCAUGCCAGCAGCAAAGCUAUGAAAUGGAGUUACCCGCUAAGAUCAUUCUUUCCAUUAGUUCCUUAGCAGGGUUCUAAAGGUCCUAGUAAUCGAAAAGAUUUGAAUCACGAUUUGCCGGGUCAUGUCGGACCUCCGGCACUCGAUCGCCGCAUCGGAUAUAAC
Klebsormidium nitens is the source of this 1966-nucleotide messenger RNA. NCBI's taxonomy places the organism in Eukaryota, Viridiplantae, Streptophyta, Klebsormidiophyceae, Klebsormidiales, Klebsormidiaceae. The record is from the annotation of a GenBank genome assembly.